Messenger RNA from Clarias gariepinus (North African catfish), 664 nucleotides. RefSeq names its product C-type lectin BfL-1-like. The record is from RefSeq and is a predicted model, not a curated record. The coding region runs from base 59 to 664 and encodes 201 amino acids. Lineage: Eukaryota; Metazoa; Chordata; Actinopteri; Siluriformes; Clariidae. The transcript is spliced from 4 exons.
GGGAAGUGUGACACAAUGGUAUGGUUUACUGCCUGAUAAUGAAAAUUAUGAGUGCACCAUGUUGGAUUCCACUACUGGUUGGUGGGACAUGUAUUGUACAAAUAAAUAUCCCUUUACAUGCUUUGAUGACAGAUACACUGGCAAUAGUAGGUACAUUGUGAUCAAUUCCAAAGUUUCAUGGUAUGAUGCUCGGAGCUACUGCAGACAGUAUCACACGGACCUGGCCAGCGCAAGAAACUCAACAGAAAACUCCAUUAUACUGCAAUUAAUUAAAGGGCCCAUUGGAUUAUGUUGGAUUGGACUGCACAGAGAACCCUGGAAGUGGUCAGACAAGACUAAUAUAUCUGCCAUGCCAUGGAUACCUAAAAAACCUGAUAAUGCCCUUGGAAAUCAAACCUGUGGUUAUAUCUAUAAUGGUGAGACUGGUGAUGCGCAGUGCUCAGAAAUAAUGCCUUUCUAUUGUCAAAAAGAUGUGUACUCAAAAAAACAACAGACCAUCAAAGUGAAAGUCCAGUCCAAUCAGGAUGUGAAUGAACCUGUGGUAAAGGAGGCCAUCUUGGAGCAGAUCAAGCAGAAAGUACAGGAGUAUGGAAUGGCAGACAACACAACAUUUCAUUGGAGAGAGCAACCAGAUGGAGAUGUUUUCCAGAAGAAGAUAGAAUAA